Fomitopsis serialis is the source of this 1506-nucleotide messenger RNA. RefSeq names its product subtilisin-like protein. The coding region runs from base 1 to 1506 and encodes 501 amino acids. The transcript is spliced from 11 exons. Gene Ontology annotation, biological process: proteolysis. The record is from RefSeq and is a predicted model, not a curated record. Lineage: Eukaryota; Fungi; Basidiomycota; Agaricomycetes; Polyporales; Fomitopsidaceae. Gene Ontology annotation, molecular function: serine-type endopeptidase activity; tripeptidyl-peptidase activity.
AUGCUCUCCUUCAUUCUGGUGCACUCCCUGGUUAUACUGACGGUGUUCGCGAGUCCACUCACGCGGAACCUUCAAGUCCAUGAAUCGCGUGCGUCCGCACCUGGAGGUUACACGCUCACAGGCCCAGCUCCGCCUGACACUAUCCUGAGUCUUCGACUGGCUCUGGUCCAGAGCGAUCCCGCAGGCUUGGUAGACGCGUUGUACGACGUCAGCACGCCAAACAGUACGAACUAUGGAAAUCAUCUCAGCAAAGCAGCAGUAGAGGCGUUCGUUGCACCUACAUCGGAGAGCGACUGGCUCCUGAUUCAGGUUCCCACUAGCAAAGCAAACGAGCUUUUGGACGCUCAGUACUCUGUCUUCACGCACACCACCACGCAGAAGCAGACCAUCCGGACACUCUCCUACUCAAUCCCACCGGAUUUAGCGGGACACCUGGAGCUUGUUCAUCCCACUAUUUCGUUCCCAGACCCAUACAGCUCUCAGCCAGUAGUUGACUUCCCAAAGUGUCGAAUUCGGGAGAUGCUGCAGGUCCAUGCGCGAACCUUUCCGCCAUCACACCCACGUGCCUUCAAUCCCUGGCAGUGGCCGCAGCGCACAGACUUGACGACAUUCCUCGAAGAACUGCGCCCGGAUAUCUCGCCAUCAACGACGUACAACAUUGCUUAUCUCGACGGGGGCAUCGACCCGCAGAACGGAAGUGCGGGCAUUGAGUCUAACUUGGACAUUCAGUACACUGUUGGGCUCGCCACAGAUGUGCCCGUGACAUUCAUCUCCGCGCCGCCCCAGGUAAUGACGACGAGCUAUGGCGUCGACGAGUACCUCAUUUCUGAGAAGCUAGCGUAUAACCUCUGCGCUGCCUACGCGCAGCUCGGUGCCCGUGGCGUUUCGAUCUUAUUCGCUUCCGGAGAUGGUGGUGUCUCUGGCGGUCACUACCCCGCCGACGGCUGUACCACGUUCAUACCGACCUUCCCGUCGGGUGUCCAUAACGCUCCGCUUCCCUCGCAGCGUCACAUCCGUCGGGGCACUAUCAAUAUCCCCCAGACGGCAGUCAACUUCUCCGGCGGUGGUUUCUCCAACUAUUGGGCACGGCCCUCCUUCCAGUCCCUCGCCGUCCAGGUAUCUCGCCUCGCUCGGUCCACAGAUGCUGGGCUAUACAACGCCUCUGGACGGGGCAUCCCAGACGUCGCCGCGUAUGCCGUGGAUUUCGCCAUUGUCGUGGACGGCGCUGUCUUACCGGUCAGCGGGACGAGCUGCGCGAGCCCGACGUUCGCGAGUGUGGUCGCGCUCGUGAACGACGCGCUGCUGUCUGCGGGACGCCCGGUGCUGGGGUGGCUGAACCCGUGGCUGUAUGCGGAGGGCUGGGAGGGCCUGACGGAUAUCACGACCGGAAACAACUAUGCGUGCUCGAACUUCACUACUGGGUUUGAGGCGGGAGUGGGCUGGGACCCGGUAACGGGACUGGGCACACCAGACUAUGCCCGACUGACGACAGUCCUCGGGUUGUGA